AUGGGGCCUCAUCCAGACCGCAUAUCUACUGGGCGUCUGUACACCCCAUUGCGUCCUGUAGACCCAGCAGAAGACGAAGACAUUGAGGCGCUGUCGCGAGAGUUUGCUGCUGCUUCUCCUGCUGCACCAUCUGCAGAUCCUAGGAGUCUCCCUUCCCCAGAUGCAGCAGCAGCAGCAGCAGCUGCUGCUGCAGCAGCAGCAGCAGCAGCACACAGUCAUUCCAGUGGGGGGCAUGGGGGUAUUGGUUCGUUCUCUUCGCGUUGGCAGCAGCAGCAGCAGGAGUUGCCGGGCAGCAGAAGCAGCAGCAGCAGCAGCAGCAGCAGCAGCGCCGGAAUAUCUCCUUUUGAAAUAUACACCCCUUUAGGGUCUUCUUCUGCUGCUGUUAGUGAAAGGGUGUUGGAGACAGUAGAAGGAGGGGCUCGGUUUCUUGCUGCUCCUAUACCUUCUGCUGCAGCAGCAUCAUCUGCAGCAGCAGCAGCAGCAGGGAGACACCGCCCGGGCGUUUCAUUUGAUAGAGCAGGGGGUGUCUCCUUUUCAAGACAGGAGACAGCUGCACUGCAGCACCAGCUGAGCAGCAGUCCAGCAGCAGCAACAACAGCAGCAGAGAGACAGGAGGGACAGCUGGGGACAGACUUCAUGAAGACUGUUCCUCAAGCAGCAGGUGUGCCUCUAAAUGCUACAAGAAGAGGCGGCCGACGUGUUUGUUUGGUGGGGUUGUUGCUGCUGCUGAGUGUUGCAUGCAGAUGGGCUUGGGGCUGGCGUAAGGAGACAGUAUACACUGGAGAGGUGCCGCUAGAGACAGGAAAAGAUGUGUCUCUAAACCUUAAAAACUGCAGCUUACGUUUCUUAUCCACAGAAGAAGACAGCAACAGCAGCAGCAGCAGCAGCAGCAGCAGCUACCUGAGGGUGCGGGCGUGGCUGCAGCAGCGGUCUCAAGCACAAGCUAAUCUACCUGUGCUUCGUAGAGGAGCUGAAGGGACUGUACAUUUGCUGCUGCACAUGCAAGAGUUAAGCGACUGGUAUAGAUGCUCUGUUGAGGUGUAUGUACACCCGGAAUAUCGUUUCGGGAAGCUGGCGGUGUUUGCUGCACCUGCAGAUAGAUAUUUACCUGUCUCUUCUUCAGUACCCUUAAAAGGAGACAGUGUCUCCUUUGUCGCUCAUCAUGCAUACAUUCGGCUGCUAUCAGUUGAAGCCCCGCAUAUAUCUUUUACUCUUAACUCAGGCUUACUAAGCUUUUGCUUGGAUGGGCGGUCUGCUUCAUAUGGUAGAUCUCCUGUACAAGUGCUAACACGUACAGCUGAAGUACAUAUAGAGUCUUUAUAUCCUUUACGUAUGUCUAUGCGAGAAGAGACAGCUGCUGCUAGUCUCUUUAGAGCAACUGGGGGUGUCUCUGUCUCCUUUGCUGCUAAAAAGGAGACAGGAGACAGCAACGACGGAGAGAGAGAAGCAGUUGCUGUGCUGCACCCUGCAGAUGUCUCUUCACUCUUCUUGGGGUUUCUAAGCGUUGAAGUUAAUAUAGAAGCAGAAGAUUCAAGUGUAUAUGCAACAUCAAGAGGAGACAAAGAAGACUCACAAGCCCCACUGCAUGCAUGGGCAGGGAGACAGCAGCAGCAGAAGCCUCAUCUAGAUGAGUACUCACUGCAGCAAGUACAUACUGUAUUAGAAUCUUUAAGAGAAGAUGCUGCUGCUCCUUGGGUGUUAUUAAUAGAACAAGCAGGUCUAGCAGCAGCAGCAGCAACAACAGCAGCAGCAGGGACCUGGAGGAUCCUCAGCACUAAUGCAUAUCUACGAUCUGUCUCCUGGUUUGUUAUGCUCUCUGGGGGCAUGCUUAAACCAAGGGUUGUAAGACUGCCUCUGCAAGUAAGGGGUCUCUUCUGUAGAGUGCAUAUUGAUGAAAGAGACGAUACGCUUCCUGACAUUGUAACAGCAUCAGAAGAUUCUUUGCUGCAGUCUCUUAUUAAAUGGAUUAGCCCUAAGGAGACAGUUGUCUCCGUAGGAGACAGGUUGCAUGCUUUCCUCAGCAGAGACACCCCUCAACAGACACAACAUACAGCAGAUCAAACAGACAUAUCAAUACCCCCAAACCCUAACACACAAACAAAAUAUCAAACCCUAGCAGGAAACAAACCCGUGCAGCAGCAGCAGCAGCAGCAGCAGGGCGAGGAUCAUCCCCAGGCACUGUCUCCUGCAGUAAAUGCUGCAGCGAAAGACAAUUCAGGCGAUCCCAAUGCAGAGACACAGGCUGCGAGACACUUGGUCUUUUGUAGUAGCGAUAGCAAUUAG
Molecule: messenger RNA, 2283 nt
Organism: Eimeria acervulina
Lineage: Eukaryota; Apicomplexa; Conoidasida; Eucoccidiorida; Eimeriidae
Product: EF hand family protein, related
Exons: 2
Coding region: 1-2283 (760 amino acids)
Source: RefSeq, a predicted model, not a curated record